GCUUACAUGUCGUCCUACUGCUGUGUACCUGGCUGCAAAUCUUACAAAAAGAACGAAACGGGGAGAAAUAAAAGUUUCCACCGAUUCCCCGUAUCUCAUCACACCCGUCGGGCAUGGAUAGCCAAAAUCAAAAGAGACAUUGGACCUCAUUUCCAGAUCACAGAAAACACACGCGUAUGCGGGGAUCAUUUCACCGAGGACUGUUUCAUUAAAACUGGAACUGGGAAAAUGAAGCUGCAGGCAGGGACUGUGCCAACCGUAUUUGCCUGGUCUUCCACCAACACUGGCCGGAGAACAUCGAACAGAUCACGUCUGUGCGAGGCUGUUGAAGUGGGUACGCCUCAAGAUGCUGAUGCCUCAACGUCCAGUCUCAACACAGAUACUGAUACCCCUGAAGAGGAAACACCUCAAGAUGCCUCUGCCUCAUCAUUCAGCAUUGUUGCCACCAGUCCCCCAUACCCGGACCACGAUUACACAGCGAGGCCACUGUCAUUGGAGGAGCGAUAUGAAGAGGCCUGUAAAUUCAUUGCCCUGCAAGAAGAGGAGAUCCGGAAAUUGAGAAAUGAACGAUUCUUCUUACAGCGCUUUCAAUGCGAUGAUGGCCAAAUUAGGUACUACACUGGAUUUAAAGACUAUCAGACAUUGAUGGACGUUUUUAAGGCUUUACAGCCUACUGCUGAGACCAUGGUAGGCUGGAGCCAAGCACAGAGGUUAAAACAAAUGGGCAAAGACAUCAUUAGGCAGGGAUGUAGAGAGCAGAGCCUACCCCUGUAAGAUCAGUUUUUCCUCUUUCUCUGCCGUUUGAGGCAAGGCUAUUCAGUGGCGGACCUUGCUUCUCUCUUCAGUGUUUCCCUGGCUACUGUGAGUAGAAUUUGUAUCACUUGGACCAACUUUGUGUACCACAUGUUAGGAUCGCUAGAAAUUUGGCCUUCACGACAAACAGUAGAUGAAUUAAUGCCCCAGUCUUUUAAAAACAGUUUCCCAAAAACUCGAGUGGUCAUAGACUGCACAGAAUUGCCCCUACAAAAGCCUAGUUCAAAAGUGCUUAGCUCUGAAGCUUUCUCCUUUUACAAGGGGGUAACCACACUGAAGUCCCUAAUUGGCAUAACCCCGUCUGGCACACUGUCCUUUGUUAGUGAUUUGUACACAGGAUCAAUAUCAGACAAAGAAAUCACAAACUUGUGUGGGAUUCUGAAUUUGUUGGAGAAAGGUGAUGAGGUGAUGGCAGAUAAGGGAUUUCCUAUUAGUGACCUGUUAUCUCCUCUAGGUGUCACACUAGCUAUUCCACCGUUUAUCAGCAAUGAUAGACAGCUUACUCAGGAGGAGUUAGCUAAGACAGAAAAAAUUGGUGCCUUACGCAUUCAUGUUGAGAGGGAAAUUCGGAGGAUCAAGGAAUACCACAUAUUUGACCCGCCGCUAGCCAUCACCACUUUGGGGUCCAUAAACCAAAUCUGGAAAGUAUGUGCAUUACUUACUAUGUUACAGGAUCCACUUUUCUAAUCAUCAUAUCAUUUUAAAACUGAUUCAUUGUGUAAAUAUUAAAUAACAUGAUAUAUGUACCAAUGUAUUGUCUAUGAUUUUUUUUUUUUCAUAAAUGAGAAUUAUCCAUGCAUUUG
Messenger RNA from Engraulis encrasicolus (European anchovy), 1616 nucleotides. Its product is annotated as THAP domain-containing protein 1-like. The record is from RefSeq and is a predicted model, not a curated record. Gene Ontology annotation, molecular function: sequence-specific DNA binding. Bases 7 to 774 code for a protein of 255 amino acids. Lineage: Eukaryota; Metazoa; Chordata; Actinopteri; Clupeiformes; Engraulidae. The transcript has 5 exons.